CAAGAACCUUAUAAAAUUAUAUCUAAAAAAUUAAGAGAUUAUGGAAGUAAACAUACUUCUAGAAUUUAUGGUGGUGAUAAUUAUGCUAUAAGUAAUACAGAAUCAGAGGACUCCAGACCUGAAGAUGAACACAACUCAGACCAGUGUUGGCAAAUAACCUUGAAUGACCUAGGUUACUUCAAAAAAAGGGAAAUAACCUUGAAAUUUGUCAACACUGACUCAGAUCCAAAAUCAGAGUCUAUAGAAAAUGAUGAAAUAUCUGAUAUUAUCAAUAUGUAUAGCUUUAGCAAUGCGCUUUCAGCAAAUUUUGCUAGAUUCAUCACCAAUAUGC
Molecule: messenger RNA, 331 nt
Organism: Funneliformis mosseae
Lineage: Eukaryota; Fungi; Glomeromycota; Glomeromycetes; Glomerales; Glomeraceae
Source: the annotation of a GenBank genome assembly